AUGGCUUCUGGUGCUUUGUUGCUCAUAGAAGGCGAUAACCCUGAUACCUGCAAAGAGUUCAAUCAAAUUGUUUUUGUUCCCGUGCUAAUGUAUGACAAUAACUGGAAGAUUCAUGUUCUCUUUCCCAGAAUCAAUGAAGAAUCUAUAGACAACUUCGAAAUAUCCUUCAGAAAAUUGACUAAAAACCAGGUCAAAAGCAAAGCAACAUGUAUCAUUGAAUACCCCCCAAAACCAAAACCGAAAUUCAGUUUAUUUGGUCCUCAUAAAAUUGAAAUUGUUGAUCACAAAAUAAGUCGUCACGAGAUAAUUACCAACAACGAGACAUUUUGUUAUACUAAAUAUGAGUUGACACUACAGCCGUCAGAGCACAUUAUGCAAUCAGAAUUCUCUUCUGAAAACAGGAAAAUAUUUGAUGUUUCAUUGAAAACAAACAGAGAUGACCAUUUCGUUCGAAAAAUAGCGGUCGAAUUUUAUCGGGAUUUAUGUUGCUUUACAGCGGUACAGUGUCUACAAACAACUUUCACACAUUUUGAAUCGAAUUUGUAUGCCGUCACAACAGCGUCUGAAGAUAGUUUCAAAAAAAUAGCCCUAUACUCAAAAAUGUUUGAAAACCGAUAUUCUCCACAAAGUGAGUUUGUAUCACGUGUCUUUAAUUACAAGGUUGAUAUGAAAUUGUUGGAACAAAUCAAAGAUACAAACACAGAAAGAAUUGUAGAAUUAUUAAGCGAAGACCCGGCCUUUAUUUUAUACACUUUGUGUUUUGAUUCAUCUUAUACUGAAGAAGAAAAACAAGUAACACAAGAAUACCUGUCCAAAAUAUAUAAGGUCCAACCGAACGCAAGGAAUUGGAUUAUACCGUUUGAAUCAAUUCAGUCAUUACCCUUAUAUCCAAAACUGUUGUUAGCAAGAAAGAAAAGUGGAUUCGAUGCCAUUUUUGGUACGGCAAGCCGUUUGCUUUCAACUGGCCUUUUUGUUCCAACAAAAAUUACCAAAGAUGAGUUGAUAGAGGCUUCAAUGUUGUUUUACUUCAAAACAAAAUCAUUGGAAAUCAUUCCAUAA
Messenger RNA from Naegleria lovaniensis, 1059 nucleotides. RefSeq lists its product as uncharacterized. The record is from RefSeq and is a predicted model, not a curated record. The transcript has a single exon. The coding region runs from base 1 to 1059 and encodes 352 amino acids. Lineage: Eukaryota; Heterolobosea; Eutetramitea; Acrasida; Naegleriidae.